Syzygium oleosum is the source of this 429-nucleotide messenger RNA. RefSeq names its product probable glutathione S-transferase parC. Bases 1 to 429 code for a protein of 142 amino acids. Lineage: Eukaryota; Viridiplantae; Streptophyta; Magnoliopsida; Myrtales; Myrtaceae. Gene Ontology annotation, cellular component: cytoplasm. The record is from RefSeq and is a predicted model, not a curated record. Gene Ontology annotation, biological process: glutathione metabolic process. The transcript has 2 exons. Gene Ontology annotation, molecular function: glutathione transferase activity.
AUGAAAACGAAGUCAGGUCCAAAGUCCAAGUCCGUAAAGAUAUUCCUGUUUAUGGAAAUCUAUGAUAUUGGGAGACGAAUAAUUUUGACCAACAGAGAAGACCAAGAGGCAUCCAAGAGGGAGCUCGUACAUUGCCUCAAGGUGUGGGAACGAGAGCUCGGCGACAAGCCCGUCUUCGGAGGGGAAACAUCAGGGCUUGUCGAUAUCGCUCUUGUCCCCUUCUAUAGCUGGUUUUAUGGCUAUCAGAAGAGCGGCGGUUUGAGCAUCGAGACACAGUGCCCCAAUCUCAUUGCGUGGGCCAAGAGGUGUUCCCAGAAAGACAGUGUUUCAAAGUCUCUGGCCGACCACAAAAAAAGUUCACGGAUUCAUGUUGGAGCUCAAGAAGAGGUUCGGGGUCGAUUAGAAGCAAAAGGAUCUAAAGUCGUUUAG